Molecule: messenger RNA, 5107 nt
Organism: Stegastes partitus (bicolor damselfish)
Lineage: Eukaryota; Metazoa; Chordata; Actinopteri; Pomacentridae
Product: carbohydrate sulfotransferase 11-like
Exons: 4
Coding region: 423-1439 (338 amino acids)
Biological process (GO): carbohydrate biosynthetic process; proteoglycan biosynthetic process
Cellular component (GO): membrane
Molecular function (GO): sulfotransferase activity
Source: RefSeq, a predicted model, not a curated record
CAACUCUAGACACCGUAGGUGAGGCGAACAAGUAGGGCGAAGACGAUGAAAGUGUGUCUGUUUUAGUUCGCCGCGGGGCCCGUCACAUCAGCGUAACGUUAUUAAUCGUUUUAUUCAGGCUAGCCAAUGUCAUUAUCAGGUUAUAGCGCUGCCCAAAGAAAGAAAAAAAAAAGCAACCAGAGCGAGCCACUCUGAAUUAACGGCUAAUUACUGGUGUCGUAGGAGAAGGGGGGUCCGGUGCGCUUAUUUUUUUUUUAUUUUUUUAUUUUUUUUUAGCUUGAAGGAUAUCAAUAAAUUCUUGUCUCGAAAUUUUUUAAAAAAAAUUUCGCCCGGUGGUCUCGUAUGAACCGCGUCGAGGCAGCGGCGAGGGGUCGGGGGCUCCGCCAGCAGCAGCAGCAGCAGCAGCAGAGCCGGGCUUCAGGAUGAGGAUGCCGCGGGGAGGACGCCUGUUCCUGGCGACGUGCCUCGGCUCGCUCUUCGUGCUCGUGCUGUACUUCCAGAGCAUCACCAAACCAGAACCUAGUUUCAAGACUGGCAGCAGACCAAGGAAAAGCAGAAGUCCGCUGCAGACCCUCUACAAUGGAGACCAGCAGCUGGAGCUGUUGGCAGCUCAGAGGUCCCUCCAAGGCCGCAGGGAGCUGUUGGAGCAGGCCUGUCUGAGCCACACGAGGAAGCGGCGGGUGCUUUCGCCUGAGGAUCUCAAACACCUCAUUGUGGAUGACAAACACAGCCUUAUUUACUGCUACGUACCCAAGGUAGCCUGCACCAACUGGAAGCGUGUCCUCAUGGUCCUCACCAGCGACGGCCGCUACACCGACCCCCUCGCCAUCCCUGCCAACGAGGCCCACGUCGCUGGUAACCUCCGCACCCUGUCGGAGUUCUCGGUCCCGGAGAUCAACAAACGCCUCCGCAGCUACCUCAAGUUCAUCUUCGUGCGGGAGCCUUUUGAGCGCCUGGUGUCGGCCUACAGGAACAAGUUCACGCGGAGCUACAACACCGCCUUCCACAAGCGCUACGGAACCAAGAUCAUCCGCCGACACCGGCCCGACCCCGACCCCGAAGCUCUGGAGCAGGGGAGUGACGUGUCCUUUCACGAGUUCGUCCAGUAUCUCGUGGACCCUCGGACGCAACGGGAGGAGCCUUUCAACGAGCACUGGGAGCGGGUGCACUCCCUCUGCCAUCCCUGCGUGAUCCACUACGACGUGGUGGGGAAGUACGAGACUCUGGAGCCAGAUGCUCAGGCUGUGCUCAGAUUAGCCGGAGUGGAGGAGACGCUUCAAUUUCCUACGUCUGGCAAGAGCACCAGGACUGACGGCAACAUGGCGGCACGCUUCUUCAAGCACAUCAGCCCUUUCUAUCAGAAGAAACUGUUCAACCUGUAUCGAAUGGACUUCUUGCUCUUCAACUACUCCACACCAGAGUAUCUCAGGACUCGAUGAGGAGCAGAGAGGACUGACGGAUCAGUUUUCCUUUGACUUUACAGCGAUGAUAAUUUUGCACUUUUUGGCUGCCAUGGACUUUGAAUGCCGAUCCCUGCCUAUCUAUCACAAGCACACACUUGUCACUACAACACAAAAACAAACGUGGAGAGUGACUUGAUUUUCUGGUUUCUGUGAGUGGGACUUUUUAUAAGAAAGGCAAAUUCUAAAGAACACAGUGUGUGCUGUAAUCUGCCAUCAUCUGUCACGUAUGUCGGUUUUCAGUAUGACAACGGUACAUCGCUUUGACGUUCAGCAGAACAGGAUGCAGAUGCUGCUGAUACGUGAACCGUCAUCACCAACCAAUUCUUUUUCUAUUUAUUUUCGUUUCUCACCGAGACCUUUCGUCGUCAAAUUGAGCAAACCUCACUUUGACUUCUCAUUGAGUUGCUGUUGAGCAGGUGAAAUGUGCGUCACCAGCGUCCAUGCAGUGCCCACUACAGAGAAAAUGCUCCCAUGGCUUGAUAUAUUUUCUUCUGAGAACUAAUGAGCCAUAAAUAAAAGUCACACUUCAGAGGAGCAGGUUCUCUUCUCACAGGUGAAAGUGCUGACUGUGAAACUGAGGACAGCAGAUUGUGUCAGAGCACCUACAGAACAGUAUCUCUGGAAGGCCUUUAUUUAUGUCUGUCAGUGCAUAAAGUAUUUAUUGUUAUAGAAAACGAGGAUUCGGCCUCCUGAUUUUGUGAAAAUGAGUUUUAUAUGGAGGCUUUCCUCUCGCAGAGUGAAUAUUUACUUUCACGGAAAGUUCCUUGCUGUCUCGGCUUUUGCACAUAAACUGAUGCCAAAUAGAAAAAUCUUCUGCCGUAUCCACCCACUGAUCAAAAAAAAACUACACCCAGGACUCAUCGAAGUUGUCACAGCUCUCGUGUCUUACACAAAUGUCUGAGUCACGUGCAGGGAAACUUGCAGUCUCUCGAUCAUUCCGGUAAAAGCUCGUUGCCAUCUCCCGUCUAUCGCUGUCUGUAUUUAGCUCUGGGCAGGUAGGCUGAACAAACAACCGCAUAGCUGUGGUCGGGGCUGGGUCCAGCCCAGCACGACGCCUGCUCAGAGCUCCCCUUGUUAGCUUGAACGCAGGCACAUGAAGGGUUAAUCCAGCUACAGUCGUCUGCACUGCGGGGCCUUGUUCAGUAAAUGUGUCAGAAUUUAUGGUAAAAAAAAAAUGGAGGCUAGGAAAAUGUUUAUUAAUGGCCUGCAGUGUCUUCUCUCUGACAGGAAAAUCCAACGAUUUUACACAUCAAAGUCUGUUCCCCUCUCGGUGGAGUGUGCUGGCAUUUGUGAAGAAAGUUAAAUAAAGAUGUUAUUAGCUGCUCCUCCCUGAACAUGACAGACCUGAACAUCCAAUCUGUGUGCGAUCGACUUGCCUUGUAUGUCAGGUGGGCACCAGAACACGUUAGAUGUGAAGAAGAUGAUCUCUGGCUCUGCUUGUUUUCAACCCUCUGAACCCCAAGCUCCUGUCACUAUUCUGAAAAAAAAUCUAAAACUUUGUGUUACUAAUACCGUGAAAUAUAGAUAUUUGACAACUUAGAUUUUUGUUUUCCAGCUUUUAGUCGAUCUGCUCUGUGUCACAGUCUGCAGUUCAGUCAAGAAGUCUUUUGGUCGUGUGACUGUUGGUUGCAGACGAAUGGCUUCAUAGUUGUGCAGAGUAGCUCAGGGUUUUUAGUUUUUUAUAGAAUAAGGUCCAAAUGUUUUCUCUUUUUUUUUUUGACAAGCCUUUAAAUGAGACAUAAACUAAAAUAAUUUUGAUGAAACAUCACUAAUUUAAGCUUAUCUUUGGUUAAGUUUUCCAGCCAAGUGGCGCAUCACAGACGAGUAGUUAACUGAUUGUCGGGAAGUUAAAUCUUCUGUUUGUACGUUUUUCGUUGUAAAGAAUUGUGGCGUUUUGGUGAUUUUAUGAAGUUCAGAGGGUUGAACUGCAGCACAGCAGGAGAGCAGGCACUGAUCGUCCCAUUAGCAAGACACCCACCGAGGGUUUUAAGAAGAGCAAAGAACAGACUCACUGAUAAAAAUUCUUUUAAUUUAUUCGCGAGAUUAUCUCGGGCAUUUUCCAGGAAGACGAAUAAUCUGACACAAAGUAGAAGUUAAACACAGACAGCAUUCAAUCGAUUUGUAACUUGAGAUGAUGCCAGAAAGUUGGUCGUCGGUGCCACUGACAUAAAACGUGUUACCAAAAAUAAUAAACCAAUCAAAUAAAUGUAUCUCAGUACAAACUCCUGUUAUUUAAAUACCCCAGCACAGCCGACGGAUGCUACCAACAGCAUCCGGCUCACGUUAUUAGAUACUGCGUUAGCCUAAACAAGCUAACGUUAGCCGUCACAGACAGCAGCGGGAACAUUUCAGGAUUUGCCCAUUUUGACGACAUGUUGUUAACGUAACAACGGAGAAGUUUGAACCCUGCACAGGUCUGGAUGUCUGACUUUGAGCUGCUUAGGUCAGGACACACGACUGUGGUUCUUUUAUGUCGGCUGCUGCACUUGUCCAGUAUUUAUUGUACCUGCAGUACUUUAGCGAAACAAAGUACCAUCACGUGGUACCAGUAUUGAUCCGCAUGACUUUUAACAUGUAACCCAGAGUCUUUUAGUCAAACAGGUCAGCUGAACGGGAUAAACAUAAGCACAUAACAUUACAUAUACAGUAUUGCCCAAACCGCAUUUAUUUAUUUUCUGUUUUCCUUUAUUUAUUGACAACAUUUUGAUCCCGGUCAGAUCUUCAUCAGGCAAUAACAUACAGCGUCACUUUGCUUCUCCUCUACUCAGGACGUCUCGAGGCUACGCCGUUCAUCAUAUCAGAGAUUAAUUGACAGCUGGCAUUAAUCUGAACCUGACAUUUCUUUAUUAGCUCGAAUUUAACACAAAACAACACUGCAGUCAAGAUAUUAGUUUUGCUCUGAAAGUGUGCCCGUCGAGACAAGUUAGCAGGAGACAGUUUAAUGUCAUCUUUUUAUCUUUCAGAUAUCUCUUUUUGUAAAAUAUGUGUUUUUUUUGUGCGACAGGCCCAGGCUGGCCCACUCCGCAAACAAAAAAUAUGCAAUAUCAGUGCGUUACUGUGGGUAUGUGUUAAGAGCCGUGUCUGUAUCGAAGACUUUGUUCAAGCCUUAAAUUUUGUGCCAUAUUUUAGUUUUUUUUUUUUUUCUUCUUGUUUGCAGCCAUGGAAUACAGGGUGUUCAUUGUAAUGCUUUCCUGUGUAGCAGUGUGUAAUUUAAGCCAUAAUUUGCAAGAAGCUGUGACUCGCCAGACGCCGAUCACACCCUUUGUGUUUCUUCCCUUCUGGGCCCAAUGACAUACUGCACAAAAUAUAUGUCUUACCUUUUAAUUUUGUGGAAAAAACACAAGAACAACGAGUGGCGUCUUCUUUGAAAAGGGAUUCAACGUGCUAAAUAUUCAUCUCGAACGCCCGGACGUCGCCGUGUGGGGACGCAGCUCUUCAAAGAUCUUCAAUUUUUAUUUUCCGUAGAGUCAUUGUGAAAUAGUGAGCACAAACUGAAAGUAUCCCUCGCGCGCUCAUGCAGUCUCUCGUGCCACAAAACUGUGAAUGUGAUAACUGAAGUGCACUUGCUGGUGUGAUGAUGAUGAUGAUGAUUGACUGGUUACCUUGAAGUUUCAACAAAUACAGACCCCCAACAGCAACACUGA